This is a messenger RNA of Sorex araneus (European shrew), 4872 nucleotides long. RefSeq names its product vav guanine nucleotide exchange factor 3 (gene VAV3). Gene Ontology annotation, cellular component: plasma membrane; cytoplasm. The record is from RefSeq and is a predicted model, not a curated record. Gene Ontology annotation, biological process: cell migration; intracellular signal transduction; regulation of GTPase activity. Lineage: Eukaryota; Metazoa; Chordata; Mammalia; Eulipotyphla; Soricidae. Gene Ontology annotation, molecular function: protein binding; guanyl-nucleotide exchange factor activity. The transcript has 28 exons. Bases 82 to 2709 code for a protein of 875 amino acids.
CCGGGAAGGGGCCGCGGCCGGCGUCGGCGGGGCCCGCAGCGUCGCCGCCCGGGCCGGCCCGCAGUCGCGGCGCCGUCGGGCAUGGAGCCGUGGCGGCAGUGCGCGCAGUGGCUCAUCCACUGCAAGGUGCUGCCUGCCAACCACCGGGUGACCUGGGACUCGGCGCAGGUGUUCGACCUGGCGCAGACCCUCCGCGAUGGAGUCCUGCUCUGCCAGCUGCUCAACAACCUCCGCGCGCGCUCCAUCAACCUCAAGGAGAUCAACCUGAGGCCGCAGAUGUCCCAGUUCCUCUGUUUGAAGAAUAUAAGGACAUUCCUUUCGGCCUGUUGUGAGACAUUUGGAAUGAGAAAAAGCGAACUCUUUGAGGCCUUUGACCUGUUUGAUGUUCGUGACUUCGGAAAGGUUAUAGAAACUUUAUCACGACUGUCUCGCACACCAAUAGCUCUGGCCACAGGAAUCAGGCCCUUCCCAACGGAAGAAAGCAUCAAUGAUGAGGACAUCUACAAAGGCCUGCCUGAUUUAAUAGAUGAAACCCAUGUGGAAGACGAGGAGGAUCUCUAUGACUGUGUGUACGGGGAAGAUGAAGGCGGAGAAGUGUAUGAGGACUUGAUGAAAGCAGAGGAGACACAUCAACCUAAAUGUCCAGAAAAUGAUAUACGAAGUUGCUGCUUAGCUGAAAUUAAGCAGACAGAAGAAAAAUACACAGAAACUUUGGAGUCAAUAGAAAAAUAUUUCAUGGCACCACUGAAAAGAUUUCUGACGGCAAAAGAAUUUGAUUCAGUAUUCAUCAACAUUCCUGAACUUGUCAAAGUUCAUCGGAGCCUUAUGCAAGAGAUCCAUGAUUCCAUUGCAAAUAAAAAUGAUCAGAACUUGUAUCAAGUUUUCAUUAACUACAAGGAAAGGUUGGUUAUUUAUGGGCAGUACUGCAGUGGAGUGGAAUUGGCCAUCUCUAGUUUAGACUACAUUUCUAAGACGAAAGAAGAUGUCAAACUGAAAUUAGAGGAAUGUUCCAAAAGAGCAAAUAACGGGAAGUUCACGCUUCGAGACUUGCUGGUGGUUCCUAUGCAGCGCGUUUUAAAGUACCACCUUCUUCUCCAGGAACUGGUCAAACACACCACUGAUCCUUUGGAGAAGGCAAACCUGAAACUGGCUCUUGAUGCAAUGAAGGACUUGGCACAAUAUGUGAACGAAGUGAAAAGAGAUAAUGAGACCCUCCGUGAAAUUAAACAGUUUCAGCUAUCUAUAGAAAAUUUGAACCAACCUGUUUUGCUGUUUGGAAGACCCCAGGGAGAUGGUGAAAUUCGAAUCACUACCCUUGACAAGCAUACCAAACAGGAAAGGCAUAUCUUCUUAUUUGAUUUGGCAGUAAUUGUCUGUAAAAGAAAAGGUGAUAACUAUGAAAUGAAGGAGAUAAUAGAUCUUCAGCAGUAUAAAAUAGCCAACAAUCCUACAACUGAUAAAGAAAAUAAGAAGUGGUCUUAUGGCUUCUACCUCAUCCAUACCCAAGGACAAAAUGGGUUAGAAUUUUAUUGCAAAACAAAGGAUUUAAAGAAAAAAUGGCUGGAGCAAUUUGAAAUGGCUUUAUCUAACAUAAGACCAGACUACGCGGACUCCAAUUUUCAUGAGUUCAAGAUGCACACCUUCAACAGAGUUACGUCCUGUAAAGUCUGCCAGAUGCUCCUCAGAGGAACAUUUUACCAAGGCUAUUUAUGUUUUAAGUGUGGUGCAAGAGCACACAAAGAGUGCUUGGGAAGAGUAGACAGCUGUGGCAGAGUUAACUCCGCUGAACAAGGGACCAUCAAGCCACUGGAGAAACGGACCAAUGGGCUCGGAAGAACCUCCAGACAGGUGGAUCCAGGGUUACCAAAGAUGCAGGCCAUUAGAAACUACACCGGAACACCGCCCCCAGCUCUUCAUGAAGGACCUCCCUUACACAUCCAGGCGGGAGACACAGUUGAACUUCUCCGAGGAGAUGCGCACAGUCUGUUUUGGCAGGGUAGAAAUUUAGCAUCUGGAGAGGUUGGAUUUUUUCCAAGUGAUGCUGUCAAGCCUUGCCCAUGUGUGCCCAAACCAGUAGAUUAUUCUUGCCAACCCUGGUAUGCUGGAGCAAUGGAAAGAUUGCAAGCAGAAACUGAACUUAUUAAUAGGGUAAAUAGUACUUACCUGGUGAGGCACAGGACCAAAGAGUCAGGAGAAUAUGCAAUUAGCAUUAAGUACAAUAAUGAAGCAAAGCACAUCAAGAUUUUAACAAGAGAUGGUUUCUUUCACAUUGCAGAAAAUAGAAAAUUUAAAAGUUUAAUGGAACUUGUGGAGUACUACAAACAUCAUUCUCUCAAAGAAGGAUUCAGAACCUUAGACACGACUCUGCAGUUUCCGUACAAGGAGCCCGAGCAUUCGGCAGCACAGAGGGGUAAUAGAGCCGGCAACAGCUCCCCUUCUUUGUUCUGUGGGUUUUCUCUUGUCACUCCUCCAGACUACAGCUUUGUUCCCCCUUCCUCCACUCCUUUCUGGUCAGUGCUGAGUCCCAAAGUGCUGGGGAUUGCCAUUGCGCGCUACGACUUCUGUGCUCGGGAUAUGCGGGAACUGUCCCUGUUGAAAGGAGACGUGGUGAAGAUCUACACGAAGAUGAGCGCCAAUGGCUGGUGGCGAGGAGAGGUCAAUGGCCGGGUGGGCUGGUUUCCAUCCACCUAUGUGGAAGAGGAUGAAUAAAUUCCAACCCAGCAUUGCUCCCUACACUGAAAACUCAGAGAAGGAAGGAACCCAAGUCUGCACAGCAUCGUGAACUAAAGUAUUUCAAAAAGCUGCACGUGUGACCAGUCAAACAUCCUCUUCCUCUUCCCCUCUUAGUCUUAACACUGGGGCUUCAAAAGAUGCUGGUACUGACAGAUUAAUGGUUUGCCCCAAGCUGUGCAAGAAACAGCCUGCCAGUCUGUCAUUGUCAGGGACCAGGGAAAAGCCAAGAUCUUUCUUCUCCCAAGAGCCCUGCAAAUACAUUGGUUCUUGUUUCUUUUUAACUUCAUCUGAUCAGACACCAUGGAACACCAGUCAUUAGUAAAUACUUAACACAUAUUUACUUUCUUCUCAUGGCCAUUCACCAGGAUUGUUAAUGUUUCAAAGAAACAGAAGUUUAAUUUUGUUUUUCCCAGCAUGAAGAAAAAAUAAGCAUCCUGCCAUUCGGGCAGCUUACUGGACAGGUCCAGCAGCACUGGUCUUAAAUUGCCUCCCAAGGUGACUCAUUGCCUGGCAAACAGUUUUACCCCCAGAUGUUCCUCAUGAUAAAAGUUAAGAGGCAAAUGCUCAGGUUUGCUUCAGAAGCGUUAUGUCCCAGAGGGGUUUUAAUUAUUCAACUGAUGUCCUAAUUACAUUCACAUGCUUUUUUAUACAGAGUAAAAAAGAAAAAAAAAUACAUAAAAGAGCGUACUCCUGUUAAAUCUUCACCACCUUCCUGAAUCCAUAGACUUAUUUUGAAACAUCGUUCUUCACUUUCUGCCUCUCAACCUGGUGUAUUUUAGGUAUUUGCAACUAAUCGAAGGUAGUAUUGUUUACAGAAACAGAUCAAGGGCUAGAAUUUGCUUGAGUUGUUUUAAGGAAACAACGUUGAUGAAUACCUGCCUUUUCCUCCCCCAGCAAAAGACUUGGGACGUAUUCGCUGUUUCUCACAUUGUUUCAGGGGUACUCAGAGUCCUGUUCUUGCCAGGACUUGGAAAGAAAGCACAACGGGCACAAAAGGAGUCAGCAGGCAUUCCUGAUCACCUUUACUUGGGGGUCCUGAGCUUCUCACUGAGCCUCUUCCCACGUGAGGGGGAAUUGCUGGGUGGGUGGAAACUGAUGAAGGGGUGUCACUGCAGUGCGUUAGCUUGACCAAGUCUUCACUUUUCAUGUGAUUUGUCUAAACAUGCUCUUCCUGGGAACCAUGGAACCCCUAGUCAAGACAGUCAAGUUAAGACAUUAACUUGGCCCUUUCCUCCUAAAGUAUUUUCUUCCUAGCAGCUGUCAUGUUCUGACAAGAAUUGGAGAGUGUUUCAUGUUUGAAGAAAAAAGGAAGCAUUAAAAGCAUUAAUUAGGUGCAGCAAAGCUGGAAACACUUAACUCUGACGUUCUGGAUGGCCUCUGAUCUGAGGGUGGCCUGCCCUUUCUCCAGUCUCCUUGGCAGAACUUGGAGUUCUGAGGAUAUACAUACUCCUUUCAAGACCCUCCCGGGCUAGAAACUUCUCCAAUCAGAUAGACUCAGCAUCUUUACCUCAUUAUUAUGUAAACUGUGAUUGUGUUUUAGAAAAAUUAUCAUUUGCUAAAACUAGUUAAGUUUUGUAUAUGUGUAAAUGAUCAUGAAAAUGAUUUUAUAAAAUGUGCUGUACAGGACUGUUAAUACCCAUAAGGUGUACUCCUGCAGUAGAUACUUUCCUAUAAAGUCUUACCUGCCACACUGUGUCUCGAGACUGUUCUGUCAGUUACUGUCAGGCAAACUGUUGUCAUGGAGAGAGUAGCUUCGCAUAAUUCAAAACACUCCCGUGUACAGUAUUGCAGCUUGUCCGUUUCUUUUAUUAUUAUUUUAGCCAAUAGACUCCCUCCCAUACACAUGGUGUUUGAUCUCCCUGUUGCAUUUCAUGGACCUGGGGUUUCCCCAGGAGAGGCUAUUCAAGCCUUUCAUGACAUUACCGGUUACAAUUUUGUCUAUGUUUAAAACUUUGUAUUGGAAAUUUUCAAUGCUGCGAAUUUGUGUAGAUUUCUAAUACCAAAGACAGAAGUAAAUGUUUUUCCAUAUACUUUGUCUUGCCUGUAUGAAGCCCCUGUGUAAUACGGUUGACUUAGAAUGAUAUUUGCUUUGUAAUAUUUUGUAAAUAUGUCAAUAAAAUAGUUACUACUUGCGAUAAA